AUGCCCGGCGACGGCGUGCUGACGCUCCUGGUCUCCCGCGGUCGGCGAUUCCCGCCGUCGCUGGGCCCCCUGCGCGUGACCGCCAAUUUCGCGCGCGACGCCAGGGCCACGGAGCUUUGUGCGCGCCCGCCGGGCGCCGGCGACGCUGUGCGUUGGAACGCGGAGAUGGUGUGGCGCGUGGAGGCCGGGCGGCUGCGGCGGGCGGUGACGUCGCGGGGGCUGGCUACCUGCAAGGUGGUGGCUGAGGGCGCGGGCGGGGAACGGCUCGGUUGGGUGGUGAUCGACCUGAGGGCUGCCAAGAUGAACGCGCUGAGGACAGACUACGAAGGCGAAUGGCUGCCCCUGGCUGGCCCUAAACCUAACCUCAUCCACUCACCUCCGGAGCUUUUCCUCUCCUAUAAAUUCGAAGAGGAGAAAUGUGCAGCGACACCCACAGCUUCCCCGCCACCAUGCGGGGAUGCUGCAGAAAUUGACAGGGAUCAGGAGAGGGCAGGGCGGGAUGCCGAGCUGGACUUCGGCCAGCUGGAGGCAGCCGCCAAAAGAUCCGAACCCUUCGUGCUGACAGGCCGUCGGGGAGAGGCCACAGCAGCUGGCAAAUCGAGCUCGUCCGACGGUGCCAAAGGUGUUCGAAUACCUCCACCAUGGGAGUCUUCACCAGAGCCUGCAGCCAAGGUCACUACGAUUGCUCCUGGCCUCUCUUCUGCCAUCAACAAGCAAGCUCAUGCCCUGCUCCCACGAGCUCCAUCCUUGUCCUCUUCCCACCACCGUCCCCCAGGCCCAUCUGCACCUGAAGCCGCUGGUGCCGAUGAUCCCCACCGCCACUUCAGGUUUCCAUUUAUUCCAUCUGCUCAGAAGUGGCAAAGGUCACACAUGGUCUCACGCAUGACAGGCACACUUCCACAAGCAUUUGCUGCCACUGGCUUGCUUAGUUUAGCAUAG
Messenger RNA from Ostreobium quekettii, 939 nucleotides. NCBI's taxonomy places the organism in Eukaryota, Viridiplantae, Chlorophyta, Ulvophyceae, Bryopsidales, Ostreobiaceae. The record is from the annotation of a GenBank genome assembly.